UGUCAAGGACCUUCCUCGUAUUACGCCACUUCAGGGACCAUGCCGUGUAAUCUAUCUAUCUCCAGCUCCAGCGACGUUUGCUGGUUAAUACAGACCUGGAACAGAACAUGUGCCAGUGUUUUGGAGUAUAAGUAGGUACUAGCUGCGAAGUUCCCGAUAUCCUGCUCCCCAGCCUCUCGAACUCGGAUGGAUCUCCUGAAGUCAUUCUUGAUACUCUUCAUCUCGGUUUUUACCCUUCGCCUCCUCGUAAAGCGUCAUCGUCGCUGGUUGCACCUACCUCCUGGACCAAAGGGCUUGCCUAUCGUCGGAAAUAUCGUUGAAACACGAGCAAUUGCGAACAGCAAUGAGCCACCGUGGGUUACGUAUUCCAAGUGGUCGGACAUCUAUGGCGACAUAUUCACUUUCCAAGUCCUUGGCUCCCGCACGGUCAUUCUUAACUCAUACAAAGCAAUUAUGGAGCUUCUGGAGCGCAGAUCCUACAAUUACUCUGACAGACCUUGCACCUCUGUCAAUGCUCAACGAUUUACUCAGGUGCUGGGCUCUUGUAUUGCCGUUUCAACCUAUGUCACCGAUCUCCAUCUCGUUCUUUCAGUUAUGCGAUACUCUGACUGGUGGAGAUUGCACCGGAAGACUGUUCACCAAUCUUUCAACCAUUCUCAAGUUCUACCAGAAUACUACGACAUUCAGAAGGAAAGAACCUCCUUAUUGAUACGGAAGCUAGCCACGUCGCCGAAAAAUUUCUUCGAACAUGUCAGGGCGCAUUCUGGAGAAACGAUCCUUGAAAUUGUGUACGGUUAUCGCACUCAAGAAGAUAUCGAUCUGUACGUUCAGCUGGUCGACGAGGCGAUGCAGGGAAUGAAUGCAUCAGGUGUCGGAAUAUAUCUGGUCGACUAUUUCCCGAUACUAAAACACGUACCCGCCUGGUUUCCGGGUGCAAGAUUCAAAACCGAAGCUGAAGUGUGGGCUCGAAAUGCAGAUCGACUAGUCAACCUUCCAUGGGAACUCAUACAAAAACUCAUGGACGAAGGAAGCGCCGUGCCCUGCUUCUGCACACGAAACUUGGAGAAAUUCAGAAAAACAGCUACUUCAAACAACAAUCUGGCCACGGAUGAAUUCAUCAAGAACUGUGCUGCCACAUCUUUUCUUGGCGGUGCCGAGACUACCGUGUCGGCUGUUCUGUCUUUUAUUCUAGCGAUGGUGUUGAAUCCUCGAAUCCAAGCACGAGCACAAAAAGAACUCGAUGAAAUCACCGGUUCCGCCAGGCUACCGGAGUUCGCUGACCGUGAAAACUUGCCAUAUAUCCACGCCAUCCUUUUAGAGACAUUAAGAUGGAAUCCUGUCACGCCAACUUUGACUGAAAGGGAUUUCAUUAUUAUUUACUAG
Molecule: messenger RNA, 1383 nt
Organism: Marasmius oreades (fairy-ring Marasmius)
Lineage: Eukaryota; Fungi; Basidiomycota; Agaricomycetes; Agaricales; Marasmiaceae
Exons: 9
Coding region: 187-1383 (398 amino acids)
Molecular function (GO): monooxygenase activity; iron ion binding; oxidoreductase activity, acting on paired donors, with incorporation or reduction of molecular oxygen
Source: RefSeq, a predicted model, not a curated record